Molecule: messenger RNA, 1566 nt
Organism: Phialemonium atrogriseum
Lineage: Eukaryota; Fungi; Ascomycota; Sordariomycetes; Cephalothecales; Cephalothecaceae
Product: signal recognition particle protein
Exons: 2
Coding region: 1-1566 (521 amino acids)
Biological process (GO): SRP-dependent cotranslational protein targeting to membrane, translocation; SRP-dependent cotranslational protein targeting to membrane
Cellular component (GO): cytosol; signal recognition particle, endoplasmic reticulum targeting
Molecular function (GO): endoplasmic reticulum signal sequence receptor activity; 7S RNA binding; GTPase activity
Source: RefSeq, a predicted model, not a curated record
AUGGUUCUUCAAGAUCUUGGGCGCCGCAUAAAUACGGCCGUGUCAGACCUGACACGGGCGCCAAAUCUCGAUGAGAAGGCCUUCGAUGGCAUGCUGAAGGAAAUAUGCGCGGCCCUCCUCGAAGCGGACGUCAACGUGCGCCUGGUCGGCCAGCUGCGCAAAUCCAUCCGGUCGACGGUCAACUUCAAGGAGCUGCCGCCGGCAGUCAACAAGAAGCGGCUCAUCCAGAAGGCCGUCUUCGACGAGCUCGUGCGCCUCGUCGACCCGCACGCCGAGCCAUUCAAGCCCCGGAAGGGCAAGUCCAACGUCAUCAUGUUCGUCGGCCUGCAGGGCGCCGGCAAGACGACCACGUGCACGAAGCUGGCGAGGCACUACCAGAGCCGCGGGUUCAGGGCGUGCCUGGUCUGCGCCGACACCUUCCGAGCUGGCGCCUUCGACCAGCUGAAGCAGAACGCGACCAAGGCCAAGAUCCCCUACUAUGGCAGUCUGACGGAGACGGAUCCGGCGGUGGUCGCGCGCGAGGGCGUGGACAAGUUCAAGAAGGAGCGGUUCGAGGUGAUCAUUGUGGACACGUCCGGGCGGCACAGGCAGGAGAGCGCGCUUUUCCAGGAGAUGGUAGACAUCCAGUCGGCGAUCCGGCCGGACGAGACCAUCAUGGUGCUUGACGCAUCCAUCGGACAGCAGGCCGAGGCGCAGGCCAAGGCGUUCAAGGAGGCGGCCGACUUCGGGGCCAUCAUCAUUACCAAGACGGACGGCCACGCCAGCGGGGGUGGCGCCAUCUCGGCGGUGGCAGCGACGCACACGCCCAUCGUCUUCAUCGGCACGGGCGAGCACAUGCUCGACCUGGAGCGGUUCGCGCCCCAGCAGUUCAUCAACAAGUUGCUCGGCAUGGGCGACAUGGCCGGGCUGGUGGAGCACGUGCAGAGCCUGAAGCUGGACCAGAAGGAUACCAUCAAGCACAUCACCGAGGGCAUCUUCACGAUCCGCGACCUGCGCGACCAGCUGCAAAACAUCAUGAAGAUGGGGCCCCUCAGCAAGGUUGCCGGGAUGAUCCCCGGCAUGAGCAACAUGAUGCAGGGCAUGGACGACGACGAGGGCGGCUCCAAGCUCAAGCGCAUGAUCUACAUCUGCGACAGCAUGACCGACAAGGAGCUCGACAGCGACGGCCGCCUCCUCAUCGACCAGCCCACCCGCAUGACCCGCAUCGCCCGUGGCUCGGGCACCACGGUCCGCGAGGUCGAGGACCUGCUCACCCAGCAGCGCCUCAUGGCCGGCGUUGCCAAGCAGAUGGGCGGCAACAUGAAGAACAUGCAGCGCGCCCAGAGUGCCAUGGCCGGCGGCAACAAGGCCCAGCAGCUCGCAGCCAUGCAGAAGCGCCUGCAGAGCAUGGGCGGGGCCGGCGCCGCGGGGGGCGGGAUGGGCGACAUGGGGAACCUGAUGAAGAUGCUCGGUGGCGCCGGCGGCGGUAUGCCCGGCGGCAUGGACAUGCAGGCCAUGAUGAGGCAGAUGGGCAUGGGUGGGAUGAUGGGCGGGAGAGGAGGAGGGAGGGGCGGGGGCAGGCGGUAG